This is a messenger RNA of Benincasa hispida (wax gourd), 1728 nucleotides long. RefSeq names its product P-loop containing nucleoside triphosphate hydrolases superfamily protein (gene QQT2). Gene Ontology annotation, molecular function: GTPase activity. The record is from RefSeq and is a predicted model, not a curated record. NCBI's taxonomy places the organism in Eukaryota, Viridiplantae, Streptophyta, Magnoliopsida, Cucurbitales, Cucurbitaceae.
AACUCUACUUGACCCCGUCCAUCCCGCCUGUUUCUUUCUUCCCAUUCCUAUUUUUCGCAGGCCGACUACAUUUCAGCAGCUACUUUUCACCGGCUACUUCUCCAUUUCAGCAGCUCAGUGUCGCCGCCAUCGUCGCCGCCGCCUUUCUUCGUUUCAGUGCCGCCGCCCCCACUUUCCGCUCGUGCGGCUGUAGCCUCUCUCCUAGCGGUUUGCACUGCCAACAAUGGAUAUCGAUUCUGAUGUGGGUCAUAAAUCAUACGAUGAUACUGAGUGCAAGCCAAUGGAGUCUGAAGAUUCAAAUGAUAAGGGUAAAGCAAAAGAGGAGCUUGCUGAUUCAAUUAAGAACUUAAAUAUUGAAGAAUCAUCUGGGCAUGCAGGGUCUUCAGCCACAAACUUCAGGCGAAAACCAGUUAUUAUCAUUGUCAUAGGGAUGGCAGGGAGUGGGAAGACAACUUUGCUUCAUCGUCUGGUGUGCCACACACAUGCAUCAAAUAUCAGGGGUUAUGUAAUGAAUCUCGAUCCUGCUGUAAUGACACUACCUUUUGGUGCAAAUAUUGAUAUAAGAGAUACUGUGCGGUACAAAGAAGUGAUGAAACAAUUCAAUCUUGGGCCUAAUGGAGGAAUUUUAACGUCACUUAACUUGUUUGCCACCAAAUUUGAUGAGGUAAUUUCAGUGAUUGAAAAACGAGCAGAUCAGCUUGAUUAUGUCCUUGUCGAUACUCCUGGUCAGAUCGAGAUAUUCACGUGGUCUGCAUCUGGGGCCAUCAUUACUGAGGCUUUUGCUUCCACCUUUCCCACUGUAAUUGCUUAUGUUGUCGAUACACCUCGUUCAUCUAAUCCAGUCACAUUCAUGAGCAACAUGCUUUAUGCCUGUUCUAUCCUCUACAAGACAAGGUUGCCAGUUGUGUUGGUUUUUAAUAAGACCGAUGUGGCAAAACACGAGUUUGCUUUGGAGUGGAUGGAAGAUUUUGAAGCGUUUCAAGUUGCAGUCAGUUCUGAUAAAUCUUACACCUCCACACUAAGUCAUAGUCUUUCCCUUGUGCUGGAUGAGUUCUAUAAGAACUUGAAAUCUGUUGGAGUUUCUGCAGUUUCUGGCGCCGGAAUGGAUUCUUUCUUUAAAGCAAUCGAAUCCAGUGCCGAGGAGUACAUGGAAAACUACAAGGCAGAGCUUGACAAGAGAGUUGCCGAAAAGCAGCGGUUAGAGGAAGAGCGCCGACGGGAAAACAUGGAGAAGUUGAGGAGAGAUAUGGAGAGCUCCAAGGGACAAACCGUGGUUUUGAGCACCGGUUUGAAGGAUGACAAGAAUAAAACUAAGAUUGUUGACAAUGAUGAUGAAGAGAUUGAUGAAGAAGAUGAAGAUGAUGAUGAUUACGAAAGAUUUACCGAAGAGGAUGAUGCCAUCGAUGAGGAUGAAGAUGAAGAGGUUGCUAGAUUCUCCUUUUAGUAGUGAUACAGACAUGAUUGCAUAUAGGAGAAGUAAAAUGAAAUUGUGUAUAGGUUUUACGAAGGAACCGAGUCACCAUUCACUCCGAACACAAGAAUCUGCCAUUGUUUGUUCUGUGAUUUUCCAUUUUGAUGAUGGUCCUUGUCAUCUAUAGGAGUUUUGGUUUGAAAGCUGACUUUCCCAUGUCCUUGUAAUGUUGUACAUUUUGAUGGUUUAUGACUCCCUGUUUAUGAUGCCAAAUAUAAAAUCAAAAGUCGAGAAUUGGUGCUCCCUUUUAUUGGACC